UCUCCAUCAUUAUCAAGCAGAACUGAGAGAGCAACAAGAGAGAUGGCGCCAUUGAAAUCGCUGGAGAAGGAGCACCCAAUUUUAAACUCAGAGUUCCAGAAUUUCUGUGCAUCUCACGGAAUUUUCUCAGUUGAAGAUCUCCUUAUGCAUGACCUAUAUGUGUUGGUUGCUUUGGCGGAACAACAGCCAGCCUCAGAGAGACUGAAAGAGGGAAUAACCCAAGUCUUAUCCAUCAUGGACGGUCAACAUCAGCCUUGGAUGAAUGGUAUGGAGUUGUUGCAAGAUGCCCAAAGGAACAAACAGAUUUUAUCAACUGGAUGUGAAGGGAUUGAUUCGUUUCUGCUUGGUGGAUUACGUGAGGGACAGUUGACAGAACUCGCUGGGCCUUCGUCUUCUGGCAAAACUCAAUUUUGCUUGCAAUUUGCCUCGAAUGUCGCCAAGAAACAUAGUGGUUGUGUCAUAUACUUGGAUACAGGGAACUCUUUUUCACCUCAACGCAUUGCACACUUUAGUGGCCUGAGCUCUGAUUCUACUUUCAAUGAGUCCAGAAGGAGCAUACUUCGAAAAGUAAUGAGUAACAUAGAGUGUCAUUCAGUGUUUAACAUCUUUGAGAUGUUUGAUGUGCUGCACCAGCUUGAUUUUGAUAUGAGAUCGCAGAUGCGUGGAGUUGAUCUUAAGGCGCGGUUGCUUAUUGUAGAUUCAAUCUCAUCCUUAAUAAGCCCAAUCCUCGGAGGCAAUGGCUCACAUGGGCGUGCAAUGAUGACAUCUGCUGGAGCUCUACUCAAGAAGUUGGCGCAUGAGCAUAAUAUUGCUGUACUGGUGACCAAUCACACUGUUGGUGGAGAGGGUGGUAUUCCUAAACCAGCUCUGGGGGAGAUUUGGAAGUGCAUUCCACAUACAAGGCUUCUACUAUCCCGUGACCUUGACAGCAAUUUUUGCCAUAUUUCCGUACUAAAACAUUCAUCGCUUGUAAGUUUUCAAAUUCUACUACUUUUAAUGGUUUACCUUAACAGCUUGUUUCUAUUAAAGUUUUAUUAACUUGUCUUCUAUUGUUUCCAUCUUGUCGCGUGUAUCUAAACUAGCCACAAUGUUAGUAAAUUCUUUUCAUGUUUAAUGUGCAUAAAAAUGAAUAAGUAAGAUAAAUAAAGAUUGCACCAUUUCUAAAUACUUUUGACUUCAUAUUCCAGAACAUGCUGUCAUUGCUUAUAAGUUUCUUUAACAUGGUUAUUUUCUUCCCAGGCCUCUGGUAAGACAACUACAAUUCUGCUUUACAAGUAAUUUGUAGCUUGAUAUACUUUCCCAUCUCGUGGGGAAAUAGAAUAGGAGUAAAGUAGUAUAGUUAUGGUACGUUUUCUGUUAACUAAGAAUAAAGUAUUGUAGCAUAUAUUGCAACGGGAGGAACAGAAAAUUUGAACUUUGAUUGUGCACAAUUGUAUCUGAGUUUUAUUUUCAUGUAAUUUGGGUGGUUUUUCUUC
Messenger RNA from Tripterygium wilfordii, 1475 nucleotides. RefSeq names its product DNA repair protein RAD51 homolog 4. Gene Ontology annotation, biological process: DNA strand invasion; double-strand break repair via homologous recombination; reciprocal meiotic recombination. Gene Ontology annotation, cellular component: centrosome; Rad51B-Rad51C-Rad51D-XRCC2 complex; replication fork. The record is from RefSeq and is a predicted model, not a curated record. Bases 43 to 1038 code for a protein of 331 amino acids. Lineage: Eukaryota; Viridiplantae; Streptophyta; Magnoliopsida; Celastrales; Celastraceae. The transcript is spliced from 9 exons. Gene Ontology annotation, molecular function: four-way junction DNA binding; single-stranded DNA binding; ATP hydrolysis activity.